Molecule: messenger RNA, 459 nt
Organism: Oikopleura dioica
Lineage: Eukaryota; Metazoa; Chordata; Appendicularia; Copelata; Oikopleuridae
Source: the annotation of a GenBank genome assembly
AUGAACGACUCCAUCUCGUGCAUCUCGCCCAUUCGCGAAGAAGUCAUCACAUGUGCCAUUCCCGAAGAUGCUCUUGAAUCUGUAGACUCCCUUCCAACCACUACAGUCACUCCGAAGCGCCGGAGUUUCGCAUCAAAGCGAUCGCUCUUGACUCCAAAGAGCGCCAGAUACGCUUCCUGCUCCAACUUGGCCGAUCUCAACGAAAGCGAUAUCCUAAACACGUCCACUACCUCCAUCCAAUCCGCCGCAUCCGAAUUCAAGCUUCCGAAGCGAAAGCGCAAGUCGCUCUUCGGCUCAAUCUUCCGAAAACCCAUCACACGAUCUGCCUCCAAACGACGAUCGAUCGAAGUCAAAAUCGACGACGACAUCGUCAUCUGGGAAGAGGCGAUCCCCUCGCCCAAGCGUCGACGAUCCGGAAUUCUGAGAAGAUUGACCAUGUCGAAAAAAUCGGACUUGUAG